AUGAGACAACGAAAGAAUACAUUUCAAUUUGCAAACAAGAAUAAUUAUUCAAAUAGUCUGACCACCACCAACAACAAUAGUGAUAGUAAUAAUAAUAAUGAUGAUGAUGACAAUGAUGAAGAUGACAAUGAGGAAACAACAACAACUUCAACAACUACAAAUACUGUAAAUGUAGAGCAUGUCACAAAAAGACAAAGAAAGAACAAUGGAAUGACUUUUAAUUCAAAUAAUAAUAAUAACCCAGCAACAACUGUUAUUGGUGGAUCAUAUCAGUUUAAUAAUAACAACAAAAGAAUUCAUUUUGAUGAUGAUGAUGAAGAAAAGGAUAAAAGUAGAACGUCCUACAAAGAAGAUGAAUUAAAGAGUAAGCUCAAAAAAGAUUUACUUGUCAUUUGUGAAAGAUUGGAUAUUAGAGCAACAAUGAAUCAAACCAAAGAUACAAUCGUCAAGAAUAUCAUAAAGAUACAAAAUGAUCGAUUCCAAUACAAAACCAAAAUGAUUGACAAUAAUCCUUUAUGUAACUUCAACAAAGGAUUACUUGAAUAUUCAUUACCAUGGCCAAUCAUCGGUAGAAUACUCGAUCUAGUUUGGACUGAAUCAUCUAUUUGUACUUGUUACUAUAGUCACAAAUUCAUUAAUAGUAUACAAACGCAAUCCCCUUCGAAUUACCAAUUGUUUUAUCACUUUCAAAUGUGGCCAGUCUAUCAACCAUUGUUGGACAUGUACAAAGAAUCAAGAAUGAAAUGUCCAAUGCACACAUACCACUAUUUGAACGAUAUCUAUCCAUCAAUCAACAUUGGAGGUCCGUUUGUUUGUUAUAGUAACAAUGACCGAAACCAAUGGAGAUACCAACUACUUGGUAUAUCUAAACGAGUCAACCAGUUUCUGUCAUCCAAAUACUUUAAUAAUGUUAGACUUGUAUUCAACCAAGACCUUUGGGGACACAUCAACAACCAAUAUUGUCCAAUCAAGACGCCAAAACAACUUACAAUCGUUCAAAGCUAUGACUAUCAAAACUUUGCCGGUCUCAAUACUCUGACGUUUGCAUCGGUUGCAAAGUUGACGAUCAGUGAGGGCUUGUACAUUCCCCCAGCCUAUCACAAGGGUAUGCAAGAUAUGUUCAGGAAUAUCACAUCGCUGACUUUACGAGGUUACCUUAAAAUGAGACCACAAUUCCUAACCAAAUUCAAGAAUCUUACAUCGAUCAAAAUAACUUGUGUACCAAGAAAAAGAAAUCGACAAGAAUUCUUGGACGUUCUUCAACCAGGUAUUGUAAAGCUUAUACUGCCUAUUGCAUGGUGUGCCGAACCAGCCACACUCUCAACCGAUCUAGCCAACACAAUUCAAGUCAGCAACAUUAUUCCACCAUUGCAAAUGCCAAACUUACACACCUUCCAUAUCCCCCCCACCACCCACUUCCCAUCAUACGACACGUCCUCCUCGUUUAAUCACCCCAAAAUUAAAAAGAUAGUCAAUCACAACUUUCCAACGUCAACAUUCACCUCUCUUCCCCCUCCAACUGUUGAAACCUUAAAAUUCGUUAGAGAUCACUCCAAUAAUAAUUUCAAUACUGAUAUUUUUAGUGAAUUGAACGUCAAACAACUCAUGAUACAGAGUCAUUAUGAAAUAUCAGAUAAAACGAUAAAUGAUUUUAAAAGAUGUGGAUAUGAAUAUCACGGAACAAUAUUUAAAGCAACAAAAAGAUGGCUAAAUUUUAUUAAAACAACAACACCAACACCAGAUAUAACAAUUGAAACAACACCGCCAGAAAUAAUACAAGUACCCACCACAUCAACAACAGUCAACAAUUCAACACUUCCCAACUAUUUAAUCGAAAAGAUUUUCAGAUACUCUUGGAAUAGUUAUUAUUGUACUUGCGAGAUUGAAACAAAUACAUUAAAUCCAAACCAAUACCAUUAUCAAAUAACAGAUUAUGUAAAACAAGCAAAAGAAUUUGUCGUGGCCAAAUCAAUAUGUCCAAUACACAAAUAUAUUUUACCAAGUUUUGGUACAUAUAGAUAUGAAAGUGUACUCAAACAAAUCAAUCAACGUCGAUUUGGAUUGACAUUGACAUGCAAAAGACUAUUUGAAUAUAUUUCAAAUCGUCUUGUCAAUCGAGUUGCAUUCUCAUAUGAAGAAUCUGAAAUAUCAAAAUACCACCAACACUUUUCAAAUCAAUAUUGUCUGAUUGGUAAAUCCAUCAAAAGUCUCACCAUUGAUAGCUACCACAACUCGGGUGACCAAAGUUGGGAGUUUCUCGACCUCCACCACUAUUCAAAUGUACAACAUUUUAUGUAUGAAUCCUGCAAUCCAUACUUUUUUACAAACAUUGGAAACUUUAUCCAAUCAUUGUCUCGUUUGCAAUUUAUUACUUCAUUGGAUCUAUCACAUAUGAAAAUAGAUCCAGGCAGUGCAAGUGCUCUUCAUAAAUUAAAAGAUAUACCACUUAGAAAACUAUACUAUUUUUAUCCAGACAACCAAUUUCUAUUCAAACAACAACAACAACAACAACAACAAGAUGACGAUGAUCCAAAUAGAUGGCGAUUAACACAAUCAUUGGAAGCAGUAUCAAUCAACUCUUUUGAUGUUAUUUCAAAGUUGGAUAGGUUACCUAAACUCAGACAUUUAAGAAUCAUUAUAGAUAACUCCCCAUAUCCACAAAAUGUCUCAUUGACAGAUCAACAAAUUCAAACACAACUUCCAUCCAACAUCACCAAACUAUCAUUCAAGGAUACCAAUAUUGCCCAAAUCACAACCUACAGUACUUCCAACUACCAACGACCAUUUAUUCCUCAUCAAAGUAACUUUGAAUUCAUUGGAACCUUUUACAGCAGUACUAGAAUAACCAAUGCACUCCAUCAUACAUGGGUUUAUCAAAGAAAGAAGGAAUACAAUAUAAAUUAA
Molecule: messenger RNA, 2904 nt
Organism: Cavenderia fasciculata
Lineage: Eukaryota; Evosea; Eumycetozoa; Acytosteliales; Cavenderiaceae
Exons: 3
Coding region: 1-2904 (967 amino acids)
Source: RefSeq, a predicted model, not a curated record